Molecule: messenger RNA, 387 nt
Organism: Colletotrichum paranaense
Lineage: Eukaryota; Fungi; Ascomycota; Sordariomycetes; Glomerellales; Glomerellaceae
Exons: 1
Coding region: 1-387 (128 amino acids)
Source: RefSeq, a predicted model, not a curated record
AUGCCUGCUCAAAGGGGUGCAGUACCCUCAAAGCUUCGCUGUGAGAAGCCUGGCUGUGAACUCACCACUUUCACCACUCGAUCCAAUCUCAACAGGCACAAUCACUCCAAACACGGCACUGCUAUUCGCAUGUCCUGCGGAAAAGCCCUUCCAGAUCAUAAGUCGAACAUUAAGCGCCACCAGAAGGCGUGUGUAAAAUGCUGCACAGCCCUUGAUCAGCCUUCGAGUCCCGCUGCGCAAACCAGCUUUGGGUCACCUACGAGCGCGACCAACGGUGCCAUGGAGACUACGGACUUCAAUUCCACCCACGAAUUUCAUUUAGGAGAGUUCAUCGACAUGAGCUUUCUCAUGGAGGACUAUACUUCCGAAAUCCUCCAGCCGGAAUAG